Molecule: messenger RNA, 2409 nt
Organism: Dictyostelium discoideum AX4
Lineage: Eukaryota; Evosea; Eumycetozoa; Dictyosteliales; Dictyosteliaceae
Exons: 3
Coding region: 1-2409 (802 amino acids)
Cellular component (GO): nucleus
Source: RefSeq, a predicted model, not a curated record
AUGGGUAAAAUCAAGAAAUCAACUAAAAAGGUAGAUAUUCAAGCCUUAAAGAAACAAAGAAGAUUCCAAAAAAAAGUAGUUAAAGGAAGACAAGUUUCUGAAAAGUCUAUGGCCAAUUAUAGAGAAGUUGAAAGUGAAGAAGAGGAAGAAUUACAAUUAGAAGAAAAACAACCAAUCCGUAACACAAAAAUCGUAUCAAAUGAACAAGAGGAUGACGAUGAUGAUGAUGAGGGUGAAGAAGAUGAUGAUGAAGAAGAAGAAGAAGAAGAGGAUGAAGAAGUUGAAGUUGAAUUAGAUUCUAAAGAUAAAGAAUUGGCCAAUAAAAAAGAUAAAAAAGAAGUUGGUAAAGACUCUGAAAAAACCAAAUCCUUAAAAGAACAAAUUACACAACAUAAAAAAGAUUUAGAUGAAUUAAAGAAAAAAGAUCCAAAAUUAUUUGAGUUUCUUGGUGAAAAUGAUAAAGAAUUAUUAAGUUUCAAUACAGAAAUGGAUGAUGAUGAUGAUGAAGAAAGUGAUGACGAUGAUGACGCUGAAGAUGCUGAAGGUGAAGGAGAGGGUGAAAAAGAAAAGAAUCAAAAAGAAGUUUUAACAUCAGCACUUUUAGAUUCAUGGAUUUCAGAAGCAAAUAAAAAUACAACAGUUCAAAAUGUUAAGAAAUUAGUAGUUGCAUUUAGAUGUGCAUCACAUGCAGGUAGUGAUUUGAAAGAGGUUGACAAAGUACCAUAUAAAAUUGUAAAUACUGCUGUAUUCAAUAGAACCCUUUUAAUCUGUCUUGAAAAUAUGCCAAAAUUCUUUGAUAAAUUACUCGAUUACGAUAGUGUUAAAAACUCUGAUCAAGAGAUUACAGAUGCAAAUAAUAAAACUGAAUUACCAAGUUCAUCUAAAAAAUGGAAUCUCGUUAAAUCUUGUGUCAGUUCUUAUAUUAGAUCAAUCAUUCAACUCUUAACUCAAGUAUCUGAAUCAAAUUUAUUAUUAAUUAUUCUUAAAGGUUUAGAAAAAGUUAUUUGUUAUUCUUCAUGUUUUACAAAAUAUUCAAAAAUGUUAUUGAAACAUUUAUUAAACAAUUGGUCAUCAGCAGAAGAAAGUGUUCGUAUUAUUGCAUUCCUUUGUAUUAGAAAACAAGCAAUUUUAUGUCCAUUCCCAUUUAUUGAUGGUUGUUUGAAAGGAAUUUAUUUGAAUUUUGUUAGAAAUAGUAAAUUUGUUAGUACAACAUCAUUACCAUUAAUUAAUUUCAUGUGUAAUUGUGUUAUUGAAAUCUAUGGUUUAGAUUUCGCAAGUUCAUAUCGUAGUGCAUUUGUUUAUGUUCGUCAAUUAGCAGUACAUCUUAGAAAUUCAUUAAAUACCAACACUAAAGAAUCUUUCCAAAAUAUUUACAAUUGGCAAUUUAUAAAUAGUGUCCGUGCAUGGGUUGAAGUUUUAUCAGCAUAUCCAGGCCAAGAACAAAUUUCACAAUUGUUAUACCCAAUAACUCAAAUUGUAAUUGGUAUGAUUAAUUUAAUUCCAUCAAGUAAAUUCCUUCCAUUACGUUUCCAUUGUAUUCGUUUCCUUAAUCGUUUAGCUGAAACAAAUGGUUCAUUCAUCAAUUGUACACCUUAUUUAUUGGAUGUUUUAGAAUACUCUGAAAUGAAACAAAAAUCAGGUAAAAAUGGUGGUGGUAGUGGUAGUGGUGGUGGUGCCGCUGCCUCUGAUAAAGGUUCAGUAAGUGCAUCAAAUUCAAAGAAGAGUAAAUUAAUUAAUUUCUAUACAACUCUUUCUGUCACUGGUCAACAAUUAAAUAGUAAAGAAUUCCAAGAUGGUAUGUUAUCUCAAUUCACAGAGUUAUUAGUUGAGAAUUUAACAUGUUUCAAUUAUCAUAUUGGUUUCCCUGAAUUAACUACCCCAGUAAUUCUCCAUUUGAAAAAAGCACUUAAAAGUAAACAAUAUAGACCAAAGGUUUUAUCAGAUAUUCAAGAGAUUUUAGAAGCAAUUGAAAAAACUUCAAAAUUAGUUAAACAACAAAGAGAUCAAGUUUCUUUCUCUCCAAAAGAAACUAAACAAAUUCAAGCUUUCUCUGAUGCUCUCAAAGAGAAAUACAAAAUCACUCCAUUAAAACAAUUAUUAUUAACACUUAAAAAGAAAAGUAAACAACUUCAACAAACUCUUAUUGAAUCAACUAAAACUUAUAAUUAUGAAGAUGAUGAUGAAGAUGAUGAAGAUGAUGAAGAUGAUGAAGAAAAUUAUGAUGAUGAUGAAGAAGAAGAUGAUGAAGAUGAAGAAGACUUAUACCAUGAAGAUGAAGAACAAGAAAAACAACCAACUAAAAAAUCAAAAACAAUUACUAAAUUACCAAAGAAACCAAAAUUCAAAGUUGAACGUGAAGGUAAUGAUGAUGAUAUGGUUGAAGAUUUAGUUUUAUCAGAUGAUGAAUAA